Messenger RNA from Lactuca sativa (garden lettuce), 3630 nucleotides. RefSeq names its product calcium-transporting ATPase 4, endoplasmic reticulum-type. NCBI's taxonomy places the organism in Eukaryota, Viridiplantae, Streptophyta, Magnoliopsida, Asterales, Asteraceae. Gene Ontology annotation, cellular component: membrane. The record is from RefSeq and is a predicted model, not a curated record. Gene Ontology annotation, molecular function: ATP hydrolysis activity; transporter activity; ATP binding.
AAAAGCCCAUCACGAGAAGCAACAAAGUUUUAUUAUUAGAUCUCGUCUUAUCUCACUCUCCCCGUCUCUCUCACGCAGACUCUUCAAAAGGAGAAGUGAAGCCCAACGCCAAAACCGUAAGCUCACCGCUCUCUCCCAUACCCGCCGAUCUUCUACCGGGGGUUUGCUUGUGGGAAGUUUUGGUGAUUUAGUUGAUAUUUUUUUCUCAGAGAAUAGUGAUGGGUAAAGGAGCCCAAAACUAUGGGAAGAAAGACAACACAGGCAAAGCUUCAUCCUCCGAUUCAAAUAGUUAUGCUGCUUGGGCGAAUGAAACACGUGAAUGUGAAGAGAAAUAUAAGGUGGAUAGAGAAUAUGGUCUAUCAGAUGCAGAAGUUGAGAAACGAUUAGAGAUCCAUGGGUUGAAUGAACUUGAGAAGCAUGAAGGACCAUCAGUUUUCCGUCUAAUUUUAGAUCAGUUCAAUGACACACUAGUUAGAAUCUUACUCGUUGCUGCUGUGAUUUCUUUUGUCCUUGCCUGGUAUGAUGGUGAUGAAGGGGGAGAGAUGGAGAUCACAGCAUUCGUAGAGCCUCUGGUAAUAUUUUUGAUACUAAUUCUUAACGCGAUUGUUGGUGUUUGGCAAGAAAGUAAUGCUGAAAAAGCUUUAGAGGCCCUUAAAGAAAUUCAAUCAGAACACGCAACUGUCAUACGUAAUGGCAGAAAAGUUACAGGCUUACCCGCAAAAGAACUUGUUCCAGGUGAUAUUGUGGAGCUUCGUGUAGGGGAUAAAGUCCCUGCUGAUAUGAGGGUCUUAAAUCUAAUCAGUUCAACACUUAGAAUGGAACAGGGCUCUUUAACUGGAGAAAGUGAAGCUGUUAGUAAAACCACCAAACCUGUUGCUGAAGAGACUGAUAUCCAAGGGAAGAAGUGCAUAGUAUUUGCAGGGACAACAGUUGUAAAUGGGAAUUGUAUUUGUUUGGUUACAGAAACAGGGAUGAAUACUGAAUUAGGAAAAGUGCAUUCCCAGAUCCAUGAGGCCUCACAGAGUGAAGAAGACACACCAUUGAAGAAGAAGUUGAACGAGUUUGGAGACCAAUUAACCAUGCUGAUUGGGAUAAUCUGUGUUUUGGUUUGGCUUAUAAACGUGAAGUACUUCCUCACAUGGGAGUAUGUUGAUGGUUGGCCAACAAAUUUCAAAUUUUCAUUUGAAAAGUGUACUUAUUACUUUGAGAUUGCUGUAGCAUUAGCAGUUGCUGCUAUCCCAGAAGGUUUGCCAGCUGUGAUUACUACUUGUUUGGCUCUUGGGACCCGUAAGAUGGCCCAGAAGAAUGCCCUUGUCAGGAAAUUACCAAGUGUUGAGACUCUUGGGUGUACCACAGUGAUUUGUUCUGAUAAAACUGGCACUCUUACCACCAACCAAAUGGCUGUGGCUAAGCUUGUUGCUAUGGGUCCUAGAGCAAAUGCUGUUAGAUCUUUUAAUGUGGAAGGCUCCACAUAUAAUCCGUUAGAUGGAAAAAUACAAGAUUGGCCAGCUGGCAAAAUGGAUGCUAACCUUCAAACAAUUGCAAAGAUUGCUGCUUUGGCUAAUGAUGCUAGCAUUGAGCGAUCUGACAAAGGGUAUGUUGCUGGUGGAAUGCCUACUGAGGCAGCACUAAAGGUUCUUGUUGAGAAAAUGGGACUUCCUGCAGGUUUGGAUUCUGGUUCAUCUAAAAAUUACAACGACCUUAUGGGUUGUUCUCACGCAUGGAACCAAAACGAGCACAGGAUUGCCACUCUUGAGUUUGAUCGUGAUAGGAAAUCUAUGGGGGUUAUUGUAUCCUCAAACUAUGGGAAAAAGUCCCUGCUUGUAAAGGGUGCAGUUGAGAACUUGUUAGAAAGAAGCUCCUACAUCCAGUUGUCAGAUGGGUCUGUUGUUGAACUUGACCAGAAGGCAAAAUCAGUAAUCUUAGACAGCCUUAAUGAAUUGUCCUCAAGUGCAUUACGUGUAUUGGGUUUUGCAUACAAAGAUGACCCUUCAGAGUUUGCAACAUAUAAUGGGGAUGAAGAACAUGCUGCUCAUAAACUUUUACUCAAUCCUGCCUCUUAUCCUUUAAUCGAAAGUAAUCUAACCUUUGCUGGCUUAGCAGGACUUCGGGAUCCUCCUCGUAAAGAGGUGAGGCAAGCAAUUGAAGACUGCAGAGAAGCUGGGAUUCAAGUAAUGGUGAUAACAGGAGAUAACAAGAAUACAGCUGAAGCAAUUUGUCGUGAGAUAGGUGUAUUUGGUCCAAAUGAGGAUAUAAGUUCAAAAAGUAUAACAGGGAGACAGUUUAUGGAACAUCAUGACCAAAAAGGUCAUUUGGCACAGAAAGGAGGACUGCUUUUUUCUAGGGCUGAGCCACGUCACAAGCAAGAGAUUGUAAGGCUGCUAAAGGAUGCUGGUGAAGUGGUUGCCAUGACUGGUGAUGGUGUGAAUGAUGCACCUGCUUUGAAAUUGGCUGAUAUUGGAAUUGCAAUGGGCAUUGCUGGAACUGAGGUUGCAAAGGAGGCUGCUGACAUGGUUCUGGCUGAUGAUAAUUUUAGCACAAUUGUGGCUGCAGUUGGAGAAGGCAGAUCCAUUUACAACAAUAUGAAAGCCUUUAUCCGGUAUAUGAUUUCUUCAAAUAUUGGUGAGGUUGCUAGUAUCUUUCUAACUGCUGCCAUUGGGAUUCCAGAAGGUCUGAUUCCAGUUCAGCUUCUAUGGGUGAAUCUGGUUACAGAUGGCCCACCUGCAACAGCCUUGGGUUUUAAUCCACCAGACAAAUACAUCAUGAAAAAAGCCCCUCGCAGAAGUGAUGAUUCCUUGAUUAGUCCUUGGAUUUUAUUCCGAUAUCUCGUGAUUGGACUUUACGUAGGGUUAGCAACCGUGGGCGUCUUCGUCAUUUGGUUCACUCACAACUCUUUCCUCGGCAUCGACCUCAGCGGAGACAAUCACAGCCUAGUCACCUUCUCCCAGCUCAGAAACUGGGACCAGUGUAAAUCAUGGGAGAAUUUUACGGUUUCGCCCUUCAAAGCCGGUGACCAAGUUUUCAAUUUCGAUUCCAACCCUUGUGACUACUUCCAUACCGGAAAAGUCAAAGCCAUGACCCUAUCCCUUUCCGUAUUGGUCGCAAUCGAAAUGUUUAAUUCCCUAAACGCCCUUUCAGAAGACGAGAGCCUGUUGACCAUGCCACCAUGGGUCAACCCAUGGUUACUUCUUGCAAUGUCAAUCUCAUUUGGGCUUCAUUUCUUGAUUCUAUAUGUUCCUUUUCUUGCCCAAGUUUUUGGGAUUGUGCCUUUAAGUCUGAAUGAGUGGCUGUUGGUGUUGGCGGUUGCUUUGCCUGUUAUUUUGAUCGAUGAGGUCCUUAAGUUUGUGGGUAGGUGGACAAUUGGGGCACAAACGAGGGCAAAAUCGUCUAAGCACAAGGCAGAGUGAGUGAUACCACAAGGUUGGUUCAGUCAGUGAAAACAAAACUUGCUGAUAUUUCUUAUAAUGCUCGCAAUCUUUAAGACCUGGUAUUGUGGCAUUGAUUUAUUAUACUAGUUUUGAUUUCUGAUAGAAUUAGAAAACUAUUUUUCUUUAUGUUUUCAGUAUUAGUUUUUGAAACAAAACUGGAACAUAUUAAUACCAUGUUCUAUCAUGUCUUCCUUUGUUGCAA